Messenger RNA from Glarea lozoyensis ATCC 20868, 390 nucleotides. RefSeq lists its product as uncharacterized. The transcript has 2 exons. The record is from RefSeq and is a predicted model, not a curated record. Lineage: Eukaryota; Fungi; Ascomycota; Leotiomycetes; Helotiales; Helotiaceae. Bases 1 to 390 code for a protein of 129 amino acids.
AUGUCCGAUAAGAAGCAGGCCCAGAACCAGGUCGCCGAGGAAGAGGAAGAGGAAGAGCAGUCGGAGGAAGAGGAGGAAUCUCAGGACCAACAAGUCCAGAAAUCAACACCUCAAGCGAAUCAAUCAAACCAACAAUCAAACCAAUCCCAACCCCAACAAAACGGGCAACAAAAUGGCGAACAGUACUUGAUCGAAGGCCAGGAGCUUCAGCAAAUGCUGCCACCGCGAGCGGAGGGAUACCGACCUGCGCCGAUCCGAGAAUCUAGAAUCAAGGACCGUCCAUACAAGGAAGUUGAGAGUAGCAUGAAGAUCAAGAUCGAGCUGGAUCUAGAAGUCGAGGUUGACCUUUACGCCAGAGUGAAGGGUGAUGUGACCAUUGGUCUGAUGUGA